Molecule: messenger RNA, 885 nt
Organism: Arabidopsis arenosa
Lineage: Eukaryota; Viridiplantae; Streptophyta; Magnoliopsida; Brassicales; Brassicaceae
Source: the annotation of a GenBank genome assembly
CGAACCAAUCACCCUUAGGGGACACUUAAGAGAGAAACAACAAAAUCCUUCUUCUAAAAAAUUCUUCAAUCUUCUUCUCGAAGCUUCUCCAAUGGCGAUUACAUCUUCUAGAACCACCAGAUCAAACGGAUCUGCUCUCCGAUCCAAAUCACCGUCCGGUCGAUUCUGCGGCGUAUACUCAUCAUCAUCAUCAUCUCCGUCGUCGUCAGGUUUCGCUUCUUCAACAAGCUCAAGUUUCUCGUCACCGUCUACAGCGUUUUUCAGCAGCCACAAUCAGAACAACCACCACCAUAACCACCAACACAGAUCUGCAUCUCCGACGCGUGUGAAUCUAUUCACAUCAGCUCCGAUGACGCAAUCGUUUCGUUACUCGAUCGAUAACAGAUCUAUAUCACCGAAUCGAUCCAUCGCUGUUUCUUCCAACAAACCUAGUAAUCAUAAGAUUCCAGAUUCGAGAAGGAGAUGUAUGUGUUCUCCGACGACGCAUCCUGGUUCUUUCCGGUGUAGUCUACACAAAAACGUCGCGAAUCCACACGGUCAAGGUACGGGGACGUAUCCGACGAAUAGUUUGAAUAUGCGUAGAUCUGCGAUGACGAAUUCGCUUGUGAGAAUUGGUGGUGUUGAAGGUGAAUGGGUGAGAAGAGCUUUGACUACUUUGAUUCGACCAUCGUCACAUCAACUCAAGAGAAGAUCUGCUUAUGAGCCUCGUCGUAGUAGACUCGCGUCUAUGUCGAAAGCAGAAGAUCUUUGAAUCUUUCAGGUUUCGUACAAUGAGGAGAAGAACGUUACUUACACUAACCGUUACGUUCAACUUUGGAAUAUUUUUUUUGGACUGAAGAAGAAAUGAAAUUGGACUAAGAGAAAAAUUAAAUAUUUGAACUGAAA